UCGUCCCCCUUGCUUCCUGACCAUGUUCGAACUUUGGUUUUGGCUCUUUUUCCGAGAUGACACUGCUAGUUUCAGUCGGCGCUGGAAGAACACAGGAGCCCGUUUUGCCGCGCUGGCUGUCACAUUACUGGCGUGAAUGAGAAUGUAUAUGCGCUCGUUCAUGCCUGGUUUAUGGAGCUAAACACCGCGGAGACUUGACUUGAUUUUUUUUCUUUCUUUUCUUUUUCUUUCUUUUUUCUUUUCUUUUCUUUUUUUUUCUAAAAAAAAAAAACGGACUAAAGGGCGGACAGUGAAAUCACAAAAUCCAUGUUUUCACUGAGAUUGGAGGAAAAAGACAGGGCACAGCCGUGAUUUUCGGCAUGCUUUGGCGUUUACCGGAAUCAGCACGAUGACACCUCAUACUGGUACUGCACUUGAGUGAGCUGGGGCAUCCUCUCCCAGGAAAAAUGCAUAUCUGGAUCCUAAAAAUAAUACUUCUGAUUGCAUCAUCUCUGAGGCUGGUUGAGAUGUAUGACAAUUAUGGGGAGAUCUGCCGAAACCUGUGCACGUGCGAGGAGAAGGAAGGGAUCCUGACGGUGAGCUGUGAGAACCGGGGGAUCAUCAGGCUGACGGAGAUCAGCCCAGUCCAGUACUCCAUGUACCAUCUCCUGCUCACAGGGAACCUCCUGAAGAAGCUGUCACUCAAUGAUUUCAUCAAUUACACCGGGGUGACCAUCUUGCACUUGGGGAACAAUGAUAUCUCAGAGAUAGAGUCGGGUGCCUUUAAUGGACUCCAGGGAUUAAAAAGGUUGCACCUGAAUAACAACAAGAUAGAAGUUCUGAGAGAUGACACAUUUGCAGGACUAGAGAGCUUGGAAUAUCUUCAGAUUGAUUAUAAUUACAUCACAAACAUAGAGCCCAAUGCCUUGAGCAAACUACACCAACUAACAGUGAUGAUUCUGAAUGACAACCUGCUCUCUGCCCUUCCUCCGAACAUCUUCCGGAAUGUUCCCCUUACGCACUUGGACCUGAGAGGGAACCGCUUAAAAAUGUUCCCCUACAUUGGCCUUCUGGAGCACAUGGACAAAGUUGUGGAAUUACAACUGGAGGAGAAUCCGUGGAAUUGCUCCUGCGAGCUCAUCGCUCUGAAGGCUUGGCUGGAGAGUAUAGCCUACACGGCUCUGGUGGGAGAGGUGGUGUGUGAGACGCCUUUCAGGCUCCAUGGAAGGGACCUGGAUGAGGUGUCAAAGCAGGAACUCUGCCCACGAAGACCCCUAGAAGACACAGUGAGGCCCGCACCACCUAGCAGCACUAAUGGAUACUACCAGACCACACCAGCUGCUGUCACAGCCUCAGCCACUUCCUCAGCUGUUCUUAGGUCCUCUUCUAGGCCUACCAAGGGCACACGACAAUUUAACAGAACUAGGUUAAAGCCCACCUCUCGAAUACCAGGCGGCAACCCAUACAACUACGGCCCCAUCAUUGCUUUUCAGACCAAGUCUCCUGUGCCUUUGGACUGCCCCACUGCCUGCACAUGCAAUCUGCAGAUAUCUGAAAUUGGGUUAAAUGUCAACUGCCAAGAGAGAAAGAUUGAAAGCAUUUCUGACCUAAAACCCAAGCCAUACAAUCCUAAAAAAAUGUAUCUCACUGGAAAUUACAUCCCCGUCGUGCGGAGAUCAGAUUUUGUUGACGCCACUGGAUUGGAUUUGCUUCACCUGGGAAACAACAGGAUAACUCUGAUCCACGACCGGGCUUUUGGGGAUUUAACCAACCUGCGUAGGCUGUAUUUGAAUGGUAAUCUCAUGGACAGGCUUACGGGAGAAAUGUUUUUUGGUUUGCAGAACUUGCAGUAUCUUUAUUUAGAGUACAACAAAAUCAAGGAGGUCGAUGCGGGCACUUUCCGCUACCUCCCUAAUCUGCAGCUGCUUUUCCUUAACAAUAACCUCCUGAAAACUUUACCUGUGGGCAUCUUUUCCAGCCUCUCCUUGUCUAGGCUUAAUCUGCGUAACAACCAUUUCCAAAAUCUCCCUGUGAGUGGUGUUUUGGAUCAGCUCAAGCUGCUGGUGCAGAUAGAUCUGUUUGAGAACCCCUGGGACUGCUCCUGCGACAUAGUGGGGAUGAAGAUAUGGCUGGAGCAGCUCAGUGCAGGCACCGUGGUUAAUGAGGUCGUGUGUGAGACGCCAAAACGCCACGCAGGAAUGGACCUGCGUUCUGUCCCAUCGGAGCAGCUGUGCCCAGACUACUCUGAGGCGUAUGUGUCGCCGACUCCGCCUACAGAGGAACCCAUGGACGAACACGUUGUCACCACAGGUGCUCCGCAGAGGUUCAACACCCCCAGCAGCACCGUCCCCCUCUCUGUCCUCAUCCUCAGCCUCCUGCUUGUUUUCAUCAUGUCUGUCUUUGUGGCUGCGGGGCUUUUUGUUGUGGUCAUGAAAAAGCGUAAAAAGUCACAGAGCGACCGCACUAGCACCAACAAUUCCGAUGUCAGCUCUUUUAACCUGCAGUACAGCCUCUACAGCAACCGCUCUGGCCCUAAAGUUAAGGCCCCAGCGGGUCAUGUAUAUGAAUAUAUUCCCCAUCCAAUGGGCCAUAUGUGCAAAAAUCCCAUUUACAGGUCAAGGGAGGGAAACACAGUGGAGGAUUACCGUGACCUCCAUGAGCUCAAGGUCACAUACAGGAGUGCCCCGGAUGAGGAGAGGGAUAGUAGUACAAUGAGGAGCCCUGCAUACAGUGUUAGCACCAUCGAGCCACGUGAAAACCCUUCCCCUGUCCAGGAUGCAGACCAUUUCUUCAGAGGCAUCCUUGAACCUGAUAAGCAGUCGCCCCACCAGUCCAUCCCGUCAAUCCCAGCAGGGGCCAAUUUAGAGUACAAGUAUACGGGGCCCGUGUCAUACACGUACAACCCAAAUUUUGAUGUCAGACGUCAGUUCUUGCACCCGGAGAGGAUAAGAGAAACAGUGCUCUAUGGCACAGCACCCAGUACUGUUUAUGUCGAGCCCAACAGGAAUGAAUAUUUGGAGCUAAAAGCUAAACUGCAGUCUGAGCCCGAUUACCUCGAAGUUCUUGAGAAACAGACCACCUUUAGCCAGUUCUGAGCAACAGAGUCAUUAAUGUAAUGAAGCAUUUCUCUCUCUUGACCCUCCUUGAAACAGUGGCUCAGUUUCUAGGGUGCCUUGGCACAAAUACAAACAAGCAAAAGAGAAAGAGUUGAAACGGGGUGUGCCGAACAAUCUUAUUCUUAUUUCAGAAACAUGACGUUACAGGAAUGGAUACAGCUUUCUCAAGACGUGGAUGAACAAAAUUGCUUAACUGAUAAUGCAAAAUCUAUUUUUCUAUGGUGAAGAUCGAAUAACACAAUAAAAUGUAAGUGUACAGGUAAAUCUUACCCAACUUCAUUUUCAGGAAUAUAACCAUACAUAAGGUAUAUUGUGAAUCAGAAAAAGAAAUGUUUAUAAAAAUCACUCCUGGACAAAAAAAAAAACAAACAAACAAAAAAAAAAUACACACUGUACAGCAGAUCAUCAAAACUGUGUAGGACUGUUUUCUGCUGUAGUCUGUAAGUAAGUAUUUAUUGAUAUAAUCUGCCAUGUCUUUUCAAAACUUUUGAUUCUUCAUCAAUAUUACCUGUGUCAUCAUACUCCAUCAUCCUCUGGAACAGGCUUAUGUUUCUAGUUUCAUUUACUGUAGCUCUGCAUUGUAAAAGUGGCUUUCCUUUUUUUUUUUUUUCUUUCUCUCUCUCUCUCUCCCGCUCUUCUUUUCUUUUGUUUUUCUGAAAGUGGCACACCCCCAGUGUUCAAAACAGACUGCGUCAUUUGAAGAAGAUGAAAAAAAGAAAAAAAAAAAAGAAAAAAGAAAAAAAAAGAAGUGUCUUUGUAUGCUUUAUGCACUUUUUGGAAAUGGAAGGCAAGUUAGCCUUCGAUGAGCUCUCAUAAAGGAGAUUAUUAUAUUAAAAAUGAAUAUGGCUAUUCAUUCUUAAUAUGUAGAGUUGAUAUGCUAUCAAAACAAACAUUCAUAAAUGAUAUUUGAAUAUUAAUUAUGUUGUGUAAUACUGGUAUUUUAAUCAAUGUAACACCUAUUUUUAUACGAGCAUUGGCAGAUUCUCUAUUGAUUAUGGGUUUCUUUUGUUUUGAUUGCUUUGCACUUAUUGCACUAUAUUGACCAAACUAUGUUAUUGU
This is a messenger RNA of Archocentrus centrarchus (flier cichlid), 4154 nucleotides long. It is a transcript of the gene slitrk5, whose product is annotated as SLIT and NTRK like family member 5. NCBI's taxonomy places the organism in Eukaryota, Metazoa, Chordata, Actinopteri, Cichliformes, Cichlidae. The record is from RefSeq and is a predicted model, not a curated record. Bases 447 to 3074 code for a protein of 875 amino acids. Gene Ontology annotation, molecular function: protein binding. The transcript has 2 exons. Gene Ontology annotation, biological process: positive regulation of synapse assembly; axonogenesis.